AUGGCGGACGUGACCAAUGCGGCCUCCUACAUUGUCCGCGUCAUCCUGCAGAUCCGCUCUGCGGCCAGCGCCUGCCCUGAGCCAAAGGCCUGCGCGAUCAACAUCAUGAACAUCAUCAGCUCCUUCGCGUGGAUCUCCCAAUUCACGGCCUUGGCCGUCUCCGACUGCUGGACGAAAGGAAGCCAAAAGGCGCUCUGCGCUGCGGACAUCUCGGACAUGGUGGCUGCUGUGACCAACGGCCCGGCAGCAGGUAUCGCCACGACCUCUGAUUGUGCUGAUAUGCCCGACCCCGUGGAGGAGGAGAAGCAUCUUCCCAUGGACUAG
This is a messenger RNA of Durusdinium trenchii, 324 nucleotides long. The record is from the annotation of a GenBank genome assembly. Lineage: Eukaryota; Dinophyceae; Suessiales; Symbiodiniaceae.